Messenger RNA from Homo sapiens (human), 5851 nucleotides. It is a transcript of the gene FHIT, whose product is annotated as fragile histidine triad diadenosine triphosphatase. The transcript is spliced from 10 exons. Gene Ontology annotation, cellular component: cytoplasm; mitochondrion; nucleus. NCBI's taxonomy places the organism in Eukaryota, Metazoa, Chordata, Mammalia, Primates, Hominidae. Gene Ontology annotation, molecular function: bis(5'-adenosyl)-triphosphatase activity; adenylylsulfate-ammonia adenylyltransferase activity; catalytic activity. The coding region runs from base 459 to 902 and encodes 147 amino acids. The record is from RefSeq and is marked reviewed.
AGUCCCCGCUCUGCUCUGUCCGGUCACAGGACUUUUUGCCCUCUGUUCCCGGGUCCCUCAGGCGGCCACCCAGUGGGCACACUCCCAGGCGGCGCUCCGGCCCCGCGCUCCCUCCCUCUGCCUUUCAUUCCCAGCUGUCAACAUCCUGGAAGCUUUGAAGCUCAGGAAAGAAGAGAAAUCCACUGAGAACAGUCUGUAAAGCAUUGUGGGUUGGCAAUGGCUGUAUCCCUCUAAGGAAGGCCACAGUUCCGGUUGGGGGCCUCUCUUCAGCGGCUACAGCUUUUUCUACUGUCUGGUCCGUAGUGCUAUCUACAUCCAGACGGUGGAAGGGAGAGAAAGAGAAAGAAGGUAUCCUAGGAAUACCUGCCUGCUUAGACCCUCUAUAAAAGCUCUGUGCAUCCUGCCACUGAGGACUCCGAAGAGGUAGCAGUCUUCUGAAAGACUUCAACUGUGAGGACAUGUCGUUCAGAUUUGGCCAACAUCUCAUCAAGCCCUCUGUAGUGUUUCUCAAAACAGAACUGUCCUUCGCUCUUGUGAAUAGGAAACCUGUGGUACCAGGACAUGUCCUUGUGUGCCCGCUGCGGCCAGUGGAGCGCUUCCAUGACCUGCGUCCUGAUGAAGUGGCCGAUUUGUUUCAGACGACCCAGAGAGUCGGGACAGUGGUGGAAAAACAUUUCCAUGGGACCUCUCUCACCUUUUCCAUGCAGGAUGGCCCCGAAGCCGGACAGACUGUGAAGCACGUUCACGUCCAUGUUCUUCCCAGGAAGGCUGGAGACUUUCACAGGAAUGACAGCAUCUAUGAGGAGCUCCAGAAACAUGACAAGGAGGACUUUCCUGCCUCUUGGAGAUCAGAGGAGGAAAUGGCAGCAGAAGCCGCAGCUCUGCGGGUCUACUUUCAGUGACACAGGUAAAGACUGCAUUUCGUCAUUACCCAGACCCUCCCGUGGGCCUCAGGAAAGAGGCUGCACUCUCAGAAUGGGGAUGCACAAAAACACCUUCACCAGCAUCCUUGGGUGGUGGCUGCAAAGGACAAAGAGCUGGAGGGGAGAAAACCCUGGCCCUUGAGUACUGUAUUCCCAGCCUCCCAGUCUCUUCCAACUCUCCUGCCUCUUCACUCUCUUCUUCCAAGCCAGUGCCCCCAGCCCACCACCACCUUUCUCCAGUCUUUCCUGCGGUGGUGCUCCUCCAGAAUCCAAUGUUCACAAAGCAGACCUUCUGUCAUGCACAACUUCUUGUUUAAAAGGUCAACCCCAACUUAACUUAAAGGUGUGACAUGGCCCUUAGGCUCAAGUCUGUCUGCAAAGCCCUGUAAACCAGCUUUCUCUGCCUCCCUAACACGCCCCCGGGCAAACUCCUCUGCUUUCACUGAGUGGACUCUUCUCUUCAGUUGCUAUUUGGUAAAUUGCCCUUCAUGUUUCCCUUUAUGUUCGGCUCCUAGGAAGCUCAGGCCACAGGGAAAAGUCAAGGCUUGAUAGAAUUAAUCUUUGUCUUAAUGAUGACUAACUGUUGAGAGAUCAUAGGUUUAAGACUCUGGUAGAAAGAUAGCUAUAGCCAAUUUCCUUGUCAAAAUGCUUCUACUCCAAAUUUUUAUGCAGUGUCUAACGAGCUCAUGCCUAGAUCUAUCUGGCAAUCUAUAUUAUCCCUCCUAGUCUCAGUUCACAUAGUAGACUGCUGGAAUGACUGAGGGUGAUGUUUGGCCUGUAAACAAAAAGUGUUAAAGAAGGCCAGGUACAGUGGCUCAUGCCUAUAAUCCCAACUACUUGGGAAGCUGAGGCAGGAGAACUGCUUGAACCUGGGAGGCAGAGGUUGCAGUGAGCUGAGAUCAUGCCACUGCAUUCCAGCCUGGGUGACAGAGCAAGACUCAGUUUCAAAAAAACAGGAGAGAGAGAGAGAGAAAUGUAUCUAUCUCUCUGAAAUUUGUUUAUAAAUAUAGGGUUACCAUGCAAUACUGGCAUAUAUCUAGACUAAAAAAAUUACUUGUUUAUCUGAAAUUCAAAUUUAACUGGUAUCUUGUAUUUUUUUCUGGCAAACCUGUUAAUAAACUCCCAUGGACCCCAGUUACAGAUCCUCUCCUAUAAAUAGUUUCUUUUUUGUUUUUAGAAUUAGAUAAUUCCAAAUUAAAAUUAGGCAAUUCUUCAUCUGACCUGUGAAUAAAUAUGUUCAUGUUAUAAGUUGCAGAAGUAGAUCAGACACAAAUAAAAAACAAAAUUAGUGAAUAAAUGCUGUUAGCAAUUGAUUGGAAAAAAUUGUAUCAACCACUUAGUGAUCAUGAUUUUUAGCUAGAAAACACAUUCAUUGUAUUCUGAUUUCACCUUGAAAUGUAAGUAAGUCUUUACUGGAUAGCUUUAAAUAUAUGUGCACUUGGCCUUUCUCUCCCCAGCCCUCUUUUUAGAGUAUUCUAAAUAGUUAAAGACCCAGACUACCUUGCCCCCUAUUGUUGUUCAAAUAUGGUGUUGUACUCAGAUCCUUGCAUUCUAGAAAGCUUAUUUCAUUCUCCCAUGUCAUAAGUUUGUCAGCUCUGCACUCAGUUGCCUGGGGGGAUAUGGCAAGUGCUAUAACAGAGGCUGUCUUUCAUAUUUUAUUUUGAACCUUUUCCACUGUUCACCAUCUCUCUCUCGUUUUUUAAGGAUCAAGCUAGUUUAGUUUACCUAAGAACAUAGGCCUAUGGGCAUGACUACAAACCUCUUUCUGUUCCUCUUAUGAAGGCCAGUAUGUCAUUUUAGAGUGCCCUGUUCAAAUUUAAAUGGGGUGACAAUACCUCAGACUUGACUGCCUAGGUUGAAUUUUUUCUCCUGGGUUUUCUAUGCAGUGGGUAUUUUCAGGUAGAGGCUAGAAAGCUUUAGCCUUUUUCCCAAGGCUUGCUGAAUUGUAGGAGUUUUGUCUUAGAAUGCUUUUUCUAGACACUUUAAGAACUUUAAGAAGAUUCAAACUUAUUACCCAAAUUUCCUGUAGGCUUUGUUUUGUCAGUUUUUGCUUCUGUCUUGCCUGGAGGCCUGACACCUCCUGUCUUCCAGGUAAAUUGACUUCCCUUGUACAUCUUACCAGAAAGAUAUUUACCCUAACUUGUUACACAAACUAUUGCCACAGUACCUGUGGAUUUUUAAGUUAACUAACAUGUGUAUUUCUCUUUAAAGGUUUUGUGCACAGACCAAACAAAUCACCCUCAGUCUUCCCAGCAGUCAGAUGUGGUAACUAAGACUAGGACGGAUAAUAUAGGUUGUGAGGUGGCAAACAACUUAGGGUCCUAAGAUUUUGCCAAGACUGUCAUCAUUACCUGGAGUAUAAUGGGACUAACUAUACCUCCCUUUAAGGACAAUGGAAACAUUCUAUUGAAACCAUCCUCACAGGGUUAACAAGAAUUAGAUGCUGGGUUCUGGACAGAAAUAUAGUUGUAAUUAAGCAUUAAUCAGGCUGCACUUUGGCCCACUUCUUCGUAACCAAAAGUCCCAGAGCACCAGAUGCUAACCAUUUGCCUCCUCAUUGUUCCUACAGAGAAGAUUUCUGAUGUUAGAAUCAUAAGGCCUUUGUUUGUUUAAAAAUGGCUUAAGAUGUUUUUCAGAUCCUGAAUUCCAGCAAAAGAGCUAUUGCCAACCAGUUUGAAGACCGCCCCCCGCCUCUCCCCAAGAGGAACUGAAUCAGCAUGAAAAUGCAGUUUCUUCAUCUCACCAUCCUGUAUUCUUCAACCAGUGAUCCCCCACCUCGGUCACUCCAACUCCCUUAAAAUACCUAGACCUAAACGGCUCAGACAGGCAGAUUUGAGGUUUCCCCCUGUCUCCUUAUUCGGCAGCCUUAUGAUUAAACUUCCUUCUCUGCUGCAACCCUGUGUCUCGGUGUAUUGACUUGCCAUGAAUUAGGCAACAAACCUAUUACAGUUACAGUUACUUUUUUAAAGGAAAUUCAAUCGUUGGAUUGGUCCACCUGCUUAUUUCUUCCCUUUUCAAAAAAAAUGUCUACAUAUUGAAUUUUUAUACAUUAAGUGGUUCAUGAAACCCCUGAAAUGUGUUAGUAAAUAGGGCAAUUAUGAAAUAUUUGGACAUAGCUAGACUUUAAAAAUUGUUAAUCUGAAGGUCAGAUAGACUUGGCCUUCUCCAGCUUUCGUGAUUAUUCCCUCAGCAGCAAGCUAGUCUUAGGCAGAGCAAGUUUAAAGACAUUCAUGGUGCUCACUCUGCAAAACUGCACAAUUCUCAACAUGCACAGAGGCAGACAUGAUAGGGCUCAGCCCUGGAAUUGAUAACACUAGCCAACACACUUGCUAAGAAUUUAUAAGAUGUAGACCCUGUUAUUAUCCUGUCUUGCAAGUGAUGAGAAAACUAAGGCUUAAGGAUGUUAAGUAUUAUUAGUUCAAGGCCAACGGUAAGUGGCAAAGCUCAGAUUUGAAUCCAGGCAGUCCCACCCUAAAGGCCAUUCUCUUAGUCUGUGUACUGCCCUCCUUGCUAAAAGAGCUCACCUCUCUAGCCACUUCCUUCUCCCUGUCCCAUCUCCCCUUGUACCCUCCAAAUAGUCUUCUUAGCCUCUUCACCUUAUCUACUGGCCUAUUUCUGCCUUGAGGACCUCCCACCUCCUCGCCUGCUGGACUUCUUCCUUACCUGCCUUGUUAAUACAACCCUGCCCAGCACCUGCCUCCCUGGUCACACUACAGCCAGGUAGCAGAAACCAAAAUGGGCCUGGAUUUCCCCAACCAACUUGGUUCUACUUGCAAGAUUCUCAGAUCAUGCUGAAUCCUGCCUAGGCUACCCUCCCACUUUCUUUUCUUUACCAUCUGACCACAUGCCUAAAUAAACAUCACUUGGGCGAAUACAGUGUUCCCCAAAUUGCAUUCAUUCCCAUUUUGUCAUGAUUUUUCUUAUCUUUGUGGACCACCUAGAGCAUUAUUUACUUGAUUCACUUUUUGAAUUUUAGUAUAUAUAUCUUAAACUUUAUAUUUCAGCCUCAAAGAAAAACAAGUACUACCUGUAAUUAGAAGUUAAGCAUAAAAAUAAACAUAAGAGAAAAACAAUGCUGAUGAUUUCCAGCUCUGCAUAGUUGCUUGCCUUAGCAACUAGGAGUGAGAUUCAGUCUCUGUGUUAAAAAGUGAGGCUAGCCACCAUUAGAGGGGCAUUUAAUUCUAGCACCAAACCGAAACUCUCCAUUUGGCAUAUUCAGAAGGAUUAAAGAGAAUAACCUACUGAGAGAUUCAAUGUAGAUCACUUAAGAUUAUCUUAAACAGGAAUAUGACUGACUCCCAACUUUGGAGAAACAGCAGUGGAGGCCAGAUCUUAAACCCAGAGCAAGCUGGCUUUAGACUUGCUUCAACCCUAAACCAGUACUCCUUUCCACCCACCCACCUCCCCCCAACCCCUGCAGGCAUAUCAAGAAGACAAGGUGCAUGGGGGAAAACCAAAGAGUCAGCUUCCCUAGGGCUGAUGGGUCAAAUCUCAGUGCUUGCCUCUGACAUUUUGCUUGCCGACAGUCUGUCUUGAAAACCAACAGGUUGCAAAGAAGAAUGUGAACACCUAUAUCCAGAGAUGCCCUAUAUAAGAAUAAAGACUAUAAGACCAAAAAGAUGUUCUUGACUUAAUGUUUGGGGUGGACAUACCUAGUUAUACGAUUUGGCUGUUUCCCCACCCACAUCUCAUCUUGAAUUGUAGCUCCCAUAAUCCCCACAUGUCAUGGGAGGGACCCAGUGGGAGGUAACUGAAUCAAGGGGGAGGGUCUUUCCCAUGCUGUUCUCAUGAUUGAUAGUGAUGGUUUUAUAAAGGACAUUUCCCCUGAAUACGCUGUCUUGCCUGCUGCCAUGUAAGAUGUGGCUUUGCUCCUCUUUUGCCUUCCUCCAUGAUUGCGAGUCCAUUAAACCUCAUUCCUUUAUAAAUUA